AUGUCAGAGCUGUGUCGCGUGGCUCCGUGGGAGGACCGUCACCGUCAGAGCACCUUGCUGCCCAGUACACUUGGCUCUCGCUGUCUUCGUAGUGAGAGGCGUCAUCCUCUGCGUCAGGCUGUAGCCGCUGAGAGAGUUAUCUUGGUACCUCUGAGGAUAGCCCCCGAACAGUCUUCCCCCAGGUGUUCCUGCCAGGGUCAGCUUUUGGCAGAAGCCAAAGCAAGACAUAGAGCCAGCCAGAGUCUGAAAUCAAGGUCUAAUGUUGAGGAAAGAGAAUUGACAAGAGCCAGGGCCCUGUAUGUGCCUGGUGGGGUUUCUGGCACUCCUGCAGGACUGAGGAUCGCUCACUGCCUGGGCCCUGAGUCUCGGCGGUUUCCUCCGCACAGCUAUUUUGGGAACAGGAACUCAGACGUUUGGGUGGAAGAGGACAAGCCCAGGGCCUGGAGGCAGGCCGGCCGAGGGGCGGGCCGGCGGCUCAGAGCGGAGGCAGCCCCCAGCGGCCUCCUCCGCACACAGGCACCAUCACGUGGCCCCGGGGGCUGCCGCUUGAAAGAGCCCCCAUUGUCCACGCUUCGGGUUUCAAAGAACCAGACUCAAGGAGGCGAGGCCUGA
Rangifer tarandus platyrhynchus (Svalbard reindeer) is the source of this 612-nucleotide messenger RNA. NCBI's taxonomy places the organism in Eukaryota, Metazoa, Chordata, Mammalia, Artiodactyla, Cervidae. The record is from the annotation of a GenBank genome assembly.